Eimeria necatrix is the source of this 918-nucleotide messenger RNA. RefSeq lists its product as hypothetical. The annotation marks the transcript as partial. The record is from RefSeq and is a predicted model, not a curated record. NCBI's taxonomy places the organism in Eukaryota, Apicomplexa, Conoidasida, Eucoccidiorida, Eimeriidae. The transcript has 3 exons.
AUGUUGCAGCAGCAGCUGCAGCAGCAGCAGCAGCUGCAGCAGCAACAGCUGCAGCAGCAGCAGCUGCAGCAACUGCAGCAGGAGCAAAUGCGGCCCCUGGACGCCCAGCGACAAGCUUCGCUGCUGUUUGCGCUGCAGCAAAGUGGAGAGGGCCACUUUGUCACUCGAUCCAUUAGCAUGAACAGCUGCAACGUUUCCUACCUGCGCAGCACCACAGCAGUUUCUCACCUGUCCCCUGUCUCCCCCACGAGAGCAGCAGCAGCAGCAGCAGCAGCGCCAGCAGCAGCAGCAGCAGCAGCAGGAGCAGUGGCGGCUGUCCCCGCUGCAGCAGCGGCGACGCCCUCGCCGCCUGCAGCAGCAGCAACGCCCCCGCCCGCAGCAGCAGCAGCAGCAGCGCCAGCAGCAGCAGCAGCAGCAGCAGCAGCAGAGCACCCUCACGGCUUCGGGGCGCUGCUGCCUUCUUUCUUGCCUCGGCUUUCUUCUUCUGUUUCUUCUUUUUUAUUUCCAAUUGUUGCUCCUGCUGCUCCUCCAGCAGCAGCAGCAGCAGCAGCAGCAACAGGAGCAGCAGCAGCAGCAGCAGCACCCGAGGGGCCCGCGGAAGUGCAGCUGCAGCAAAAGGGGCGCAGCAGCACGCGCCUAGUGGUGGUGCUGCAGCCGCCGCCAGGCAGCAGCAGCAGCAGCAGCGCAGCAGCAGCAGAAGCAGCAGCAGCAGCAGCAGCAGCAGACCCUGUGGAAGUCGCGCUGCAGCAGUACCUGCUCUGCAAGCUGAAGGGCCACCCCGUGCUGGACGCAGCGCCGCUCGAGGGUUUAGGCGAAGACCCCGAGACGUUUCUGACGCCCCACGAAGAAGCCGAGCUGCUGCUGGGGGAGCUGCUGGCGAUGCGUUUUGGGAUUGACGCUCCUUUCCAGUCCUUGCAG